UUAGAGUUAAUUAGAGCAUGGAAUUGGUUGCUUGAGCCAGCCAGGAAAAUGAAUGACUUGGCACAAUUUAAGUCCUUGGUGAACAUGCAGACUGCAAAGAAAAAAAUAUUUUUUGCUAGUUACCGAAAAAUUUGUUUACACCUGCUGAUAAACAUGAGUUAUUGCACUUGAUCAUGUCAAUUUUUCUAAAACAAGACAAGGUGGAACUAAAAGAUGGCUGAAAUAAAACACGACUUCACUCUCUGUCUAAGCAAUGUGAUCAAACAUGAGAAGGAGCAAGAAGAUCAAGAAUACUUAUCAUCAGAACAAGGAGAUAUCAAAGUUUUCCGGACAGACGAUAUCAAACAUGAUCCACAUCUUCACUUGGGUAAUGUAAUCAAACAUGAGAAGAAAGAAAGUCUGAAUGAAAUAUGUUUGUUAACACAGUCAUGUGAACUACAAGACAUGAAAUUGUCACAUGUAAAAAUUGAAAAGACUGAAGGAGAUGAAGCAGCUUUUUCUAUGCAGCCAUUUGAAAACUACUGUCAUGGUCAAAGUUCUAACGAUAAUGUGAUUCCUGAACAUCAGUUGUUUGUCGCACAGGGAAAUGCUUUAAAGCAAGAUAUGAAAAUAAAUAGCUGUACUGAAAGUUGUAAACCCUGGCUCUUAGCAACAAGACUACUGGCUAUGUCAAAGAAGGAGGACUGCAGUAUUUAUCCAGUGCCUAUUAUUAUGCCAAAUGUCAAACUUACAGGGCAUAUACCUGACCCAGAAGUGCCUUUGAGUGAGGUAAAAGAAACUUCGAAAAGUGAUAUAGUUCAUAGUAACAAAGUUAAUCAUAUGGAACCAAACCAUUCCAAUCAAAUUGUUUCAGAGAAGGAGGUGAAUAAUUCUACUUAUAAUGGUAAUCAUCAGAUCGAUAAACCUUUCAUAUGUCAAAUUUGUCAAAAAGGAUUUUCUUACUCGAAAACUUUAAAAAAGCAUCAGUUGAUUCAUACUGGGGAAAAACCAUUUCAAUGUCAUGUAUGUGAAAAAUCAUUUUCUCUGUCCUCAUCUUUGAAACAACACCAGCUGAUUCACACGGGGGAAAAACCAUUCAAAUGUCAAAUAUGUCAGAAAGGAUUACUUACAUUGUCGUCACUGAAAGAACAUUGGGUGAUUCACACUGGUGAAAAAACAUUUAUCUGUCAAAUUUGUCAAAAAGCAUUUUCUAACUCUAAAGCUUUAAAAAAACAUCAGGUGGUUCAUACUGGUGACAGACCAUUUAAAUGUCAAGUUUGUCAGAAAGAAUUUUCCCAGUCUUCAAUUUUGAAACAACAUCAAUUGGUUCAUACUGGUGAAAAACCAUUUCAAUGUGAAAUUUGUCAGAAAGAAUUUUCUAGAUCUUCAAGCCUAAAAACUCAUCUAAUGGUUCAUAAUGGUGACAAACCUUUUAUGUGUCAAAUAUGUCAUAAAGGAUUUUCUCAGUCUGCUAAUUUGAAACAACACCAGUUGGUUCAUACUGGUGAAAAACCAUUUCAAUGUCCUAUAUGUCAGAAAGGAUUUUCUAGCUCUUCACAUUUGAAAAACCACCAUAAGAUUCAUACAGGUGAAAAAGCAUUCAUAUGCCAAAUAUGUCAAAAGGGAUUUUCUAACUCUUCUGACCUGAAAAAACACCAGUUUUUCCAUACUGGUGAGAGACCAUUUAAAUGUCUACUAUGUCAAAAAGGAUUUUCUACAUCAUCAAAUUUAAUAAGCCACCAGCUGGUUCAUUCAGGGGAAAAGCCAUUCAAAUGUCAAAUAUGUCUAAAAGGGUUUUCUAGCUCUUCAUAUUUAAAACAUCAUCAGUUGCUUCAUGCUGGAGAAAAACAUUUGAAAUGAUAAGCAUUUUAGAAACAGUUUUCUUUACUGAGAAAACUUAUCAGGCGCUAAAAAAAAAUUCUGAGAACUAUAAAAAAAACAACAACUUUUCUAUUUCAUUUUUGAAGAAACAUUGAUUGGUUCAUUUUGAGGGUCCUUUUGCAACCAUUAAACUACACUUACAUCAGAUCUGGAGGAAGUGGUUGGCUUCUCUCCAGUAAGGCUAGAACAGAAAUAUUUUAAAAUCCUUUCAUGCCAAUUUCAGUCAGGGUGUAUCAGUCAUUUGACAUUACACAGAGAAGUGCAUAGAAGCCCAAUUCUUCAAGCGCUAGUUGUCUGUGUGUUAUUUGUGUUUGCAUCUAUAUUGUUAUUGUUAUAGUUGAAAGAUAGUAGCUUUGUGAAGUUUAUCAAAUUGGCCAAUGUGUGUUCGAUCAUUUAGGCUGAGUUGUAAAGUCUUUGACUAUUGAGCUGGUGGGUCACUGGUUUGAAUCCUGGUGCCUCUAAGUCCACCCAGCUCUAAUGGGUACUGGACAUUAGUUGUGGAAAAGGUGCUUGGUUGUGCUGGCUUUAUUGCACCCUUGUUAACCAUGGGCUACAGGAACAGAUGAUCUGAAAGGGGAACUUUACUAAUCUUAUCAUGAAACUGCUUCUCACAGAGCUCUUCCAUAAGAUAGGUCAUGCAGUAUAGAAGAUUAGGUAUCUCUAUUAUCUAUAAGGCAGAUGAUGUAAAGGUCAUGUUUUUAUGAGGGUGUUUUGUGGCCAGCUUUUACUUUUCCCAAUUAAUGUCAGAUACGGUACUUAUUAGAGUUGGGUGGACUCAGGGGUGUCCUAAAAGUCCCAGUCUUCACCAAGAAUGAAACUCUAGACCACUCAGUUUGGUAGCCAAGUGCCUUAUCACUCAUCCACUACGACCUUUAGUGAUACAGUAUAUGAAAAUAAAACUAUCUUUUAAGUUCAAUCUUAAAGGAUAGAUUUAGGUUAUCAAAACAAAUUUGUGUUAAAGGCAAUUUAGACAUGUAGUAAUUAGAUUUUAUAUUAAUAAAAUUCAUUCUAUGGUAUGUUUGAAAUCUUUUAUCUCAGUUUCACAAAAUAAUUGUUUUAAAAAAAAAGGAUUUAUAAAAGUGCAAUAAUUUUGUUUUCUGUUAAUGUGUUUACAGUUUUCACUUGACACGUAUGACACCUAGAGACCUAACAAGGCUUUAGGAUUUAUUAAACAUA
Messenger RNA from Biomphalaria glabrata, 3036 nucleotides. RefSeq names its product zinc finger protein 436-like. NCBI's taxonomy places the organism in Eukaryota, Metazoa, Mollusca, Gastropoda, Planorbidae. Gene Ontology annotation, molecular function: RNA polymerase II cis-regulatory region sequence-specific DNA binding; DNA-binding transcription activator activity, RNA polymerase II-specific. Gene Ontology annotation, cellular component: nucleus. The record is from RefSeq and is a predicted model, not a curated record. The coding region runs from base 214 to 1839 and encodes 541 amino acids. Gene Ontology annotation, biological process: regulation of transcription by RNA polymerase II. The transcript has 4 exons.